This is a messenger RNA of Apis cerana (Asiatic honeybee), 2428 nucleotides long. RefSeq lists its product as uncharacterized. The record is from RefSeq and is a predicted model, not a curated record. NCBI's taxonomy places the organism in Eukaryota, Metazoa, Arthropoda, Insecta, Hymenoptera, Apidae.
AUAGCGAACACUGACUCAGUUUGCUUUCGUUAGUCUUUAUGGAAGGUUCGUAUCACUAUUUCAUGUGGAUCGUUUUAAUGCACGUUGCUGUCGAUAUAUUUGAUACAAUCAGGAUCAAUUUCUCCGGAGGUAACGAUAGGAGAGAGGAAUGUGAGUAACUGUGUGUUAAUGAUUAUGUGUGAAUGUGAUUGUGAUAUGAACAGAGAUCAAUUAGACGAAAGGUGUACCCUGUCGUGAAUAAAGUGUCAAAUGCCAGCGGACAAUGAAUACGAUGAUACGAAGCUGGAUCCUCUGCGGUCUAUUUCUGCUGGGAUAUAUUCAAGAAUGCUGGCAACUCAUAAUAAAAGGCGUGAACAUACCGUCGACAGUGAAAGCCAAAGACACCGAUUAUGUAAUUCUAGAUUGCGACUACGAUCUCGAAGAUACGCCGAGCAACGGAUUAGUAGUAAAAUGGUUCUUCAACGCGAACGAAGUGGCCUAUCAAUGGAUAUACGGUAGGAACCCUCUGGCCGGAGAUAUUACGCGGAAAUACGUUGACUUGAAGUAUAAAGCUAGCGACAAUCCAUACACUACGUACCGAGCCAUGAAAUUGAACAAGCCCGGUAUCGAUCUUAGUGGCGAGUACAAAUGUGUCAUAUCCACUUUCGCGGAUGAGCAGUCUGCAAGUGCUUCCAUGCUUGUAUAUUCAACGGAAGAUAAAUUCGAGCUUAUACAUAGGAAGAAAAUUAUAGACGAUAAAAAUGGGGUAGAGAUAACGUGUAUGGCAGAAGGACUAUAUCCACAACCCACUCUAGAUAUAUCUAUCGAGGAUGUCCCGGAAAAGCAAACAAAACCUACUAUUACACUACGGGCCGAUGGACUAUACGAUAUCUUAUCACGAACGAUCUUACUUGAUGAAAAUUUACCUGAAGCAGCGAUUGUCAAAUGCUUGCUUGGUAUACCGAAGGUGAACUAUAAUAUUUCUCACAAAGCUGUCUACUAUCCCGGAAAUUUCGUUGGUCAAUUGUCAAUUAACUUCCUUCUAGUCAUAAUGCAGAUGGCACUAAUCAACAUACUCAAUUAAUUAUUAAACUGCUGCCGAAAGUGAAAUCCUAAACGACUACUGAACGCAUACAAAGAUUUGCCGUUUCAAUCGGUCAUCCGUAUUGCAUCUAAAAUACUUAUCGAUAAAUGCAGUGUGCCUAAAUUGUAUUACUAUAUAUACUGUUAAACAUUGUUUCGCGAAAAACAAGACAACCUCAAGAUAUUGGGUAUUAAAUAUCGAUCAACUUUGGUGUUCAUUGUUUAUACUGAAAAAUUCUGUUUAUGACUAAUUAUACACAUAAACAUAUGCUAUAUACGCACAUAUGAACAUUUAAAUAUACCGAUAUUAAUAAAAAUAACAUAAGUAAGAAUACUUUUUAACGUGCCGUUUAAAGCGUUAUUCAUAUUUAUAAUGAAAUUCUAGUUUAUCGUCGUUAACGUGGACAGUAUUUUAAAAAAUCAAAGAUGUAAGUAAAACUGUUAAUCGAAAGAUGAGGAAAAAAGAAAAAACAAAGAAAAAAUCUUUGCAGUAUAGCAUUGUAAAUAAUAUUUAAAAUUUAAUCUUGUUAUAAUUCAAAUUAUUAUGCAAAUAUUACGCGUGUUUGUUGCUCUUCGUAUUAUGCGAGGUUCAUAAUCUAUCGUUCAAAUGAAUAAAAUAUAUAAAAAUUUACGUACUUUAUACAGAAUGUUAAUACAAUGUAUAUUUGGGAAAUAUCUUUGGAGAAUCGAUUCUAAAGAUUAAAAACAAACAUAAAAGUGAUUGAUAUACAAAAUAUCGAUCGAGAUUUAUUUAUUAAAUAAUUUCGCAUUAAAUAAAACGAGAUGGGAAUAAAAUAUGAUGAUAUAGCGAUUUAACGACAAUAGACAAUUUCUCUCUUUCUCCGUCUCGCUUCGUUUAACGCAAAAUUUAAUCACUUAUAAUUUAAUUCAUAUAUAAUCUUUAACCAAUAUUUUUUAUUUGUAUACCAACUUUUAUCUUUCCUUUAAAAUCGAUCCUCCAAAAUUAAUAUAUAUAUAUAUAUAGUAUUAAUAUAUUAAUUAUCUAUUAUAUAUGUAUAUAUAAUAUAUCGUAUUUAUAUAUGUAUAUGUAGCAGUUUCUAUAUGUAUAUAUAAUGAAGUACAGAAAAAAAGAUAAUACGAAUAUAUUAAUUAUACAUAUAUAAGUGUAAUUAUUUUAAUAUAUGUAAAUAACUAUGACAAUAUAUUAUAUUGAAAUGUAAAUGAAGAUUUAAAAAAAUAGAGUGAUAACAUUCUUGCUUGAAAAAAUAAAUUAUAUAUGUUUCUGUAACGAUAUUGUGAAUAAUAUAUUAUUUCUGAUCGCAAAGCGUGAUAGUGCAAUUAUCGUCAUAGUGCGAUAGAUAAAACAUAAUUAAAACAAUUUCAAUACACGAUACAAUUACAUUUA